Molecule: messenger RNA, 695 nt
Organism: Laetiporus sulphureus 93-53
Lineage: Eukaryota; Fungi; Basidiomycota; Agaricomycetes; Polyporales; Laetiporaceae
Exons: 3
Coding region: 109-507 (132 amino acids)
Source: RefSeq, a predicted model, not a curated record
GCCGUGCUACGUGCCUCACCCCAGCUUGAACAUCCUCUCUUCAUCCACCAUCAGCACAGGCUAAACCUUCGUUGAACGACCUGCCAGUGCUUUGUGCCGAUAAGGAACAUGGCCUCCCCGAUCAAGCUGAAUGUCACGGUAAACGUCAGCAACGUGCACGAUAUGAUCGUCACGCAGGCGAGACCACCAGCGCGACAAUCUUCGAGCUCUGCUCGUUCUACUGCCGCGAAGGCAUCCAAUUCUGCGAAGAAGGUUACAUCUAAGCCUACGGCUAAGAAGCCCGCCGCAGCCAAGGGAUCAGUUCCUGCCAAAGCUACGUCGUCUCAGCCCAAAAAGCUGGCCGCUGCUAAGACCGCUGCGAAGACCGCUGCGAAGGGAACAGCAAAGGGGGCUGCGAAGGCAACGACAAAGGAAGCCGCGAAGGGAACGGCAAAAGGGGCCGCGAAGGGAACGGCAAAGGCAGCCGCGAAGGAGACGACUAAGGUCACGGUGAAAUCGGAGCGUUGAAAGGACUAUUUCGUGUGGGUUAUUCUACGUGCAAUGUGCGAGCAGGAGGCGCCUAUGACGGUUAUCCGGAAAUCGAGCGUGAUCGCACGGGAGGCCUUCGAACCAGCCGGCGGGCAAUAUCAAUAACGAGUUGGGUGUAGAUCUCCGGCCCUCAGUUUUGUGCAUACUGCGGAGCCGUGUUUCACGCU